AUGGCCUCCCUCGGCGAGACUGCGGUGGAGAUGAGGAACUCCCUUGAACUUGAUGAAGUGCCGGCAAAGCUACGGUGCUGCAACUGCAACAAGCUCUGUAUUGAAGGCGUGAAGACUCCAUGCUGCGAGCAAAACGUCUGCGGACCAUGCUCGCUCGAAUUAGGCGACACCUGCCCCGUUUGCGGACACACACCCAUCGAUGGUAGCGCAUGUACCCCCAACAAGUCCCUCCGCGUGACCAUUAACGCGUUCAUCAAGACCGAGCUCAAGAAGAGGGAGAAGGCCGCAGCACCUCCGGUCACUACGCCAGUCGUGCAAUCGAUAGAAACGUCCGCCACUACUGGGGCAGCUGAGAUCUCCGAACUCCCUGCUUUGGAGCGGCCAUCGAGUGCACAGGGUGAGGUGGCUACUGGUGCAGAAGCUCCCGAACUUGAAAUCGCCGCGGCCGCCGUCGAGCCAGAUGCGAACGGCGACGAGGAAGAGUCGGAGUAUGACGAAGAUGAUGACGUGAAGAUCAAGACCGAUUACGAUGAACGUCAGCAUCAGCAAGAGCAGGAGCCAGCGAAGCAAGAUCCAGCCGUCAACGACCCGAACCCGCAACAGCAGAUGGUAAGUCAGGAGCAGCUCGCGGAGAACCUACAGGAGCAAGGCGACCAGCAACAGAAUGGUUACGAGAACUAUGACCAGCAGAGUCAGCAGAACGGCUUCGCAAACGGCGGCAUGAACAAUUUCAACAGUAUGGGCAGCUUCAACAUGAUGACCCCGAUGGCCAUGGGUGGUUUCGGUGGCAUGAUGCCAAACAUGAUGGGUAAGUUCCGAUCUCUCUUCCGUCCUCACAAACGAUCACAUUGGCUGAGACGUGCUUCGUCAGGAAUGUCCAAUAUGAUGGAUCCAUCGAUGAUGUUCAAUGCUGGUUUUGGAGGGAUGGGCAUGGGUGGCAUGAUGAAUAUGGGUAUGGGUAUGGGCAACGGCAUGGGUGGCUUCAAUCCAGGCAUGAUGAAUGGCGGCGGUGGCUACAACGGUGGUGGACCCAACAAUGGCUUCAAUGGCCCGAAUGGGUAUAACAACCAAAACUACGGAAACCAGAACCAGAUGAACCAAUCGUUUCGUAAUGAUCGUGGUUUUGGCGGCCGCCCUUAUGGUCGCGGUUUCAAUAACCGUGGUCGAGGCUUUAAUGGCGGCUUCAAUCGUGGUGGCCGAGGUGGGUAUGGUUUCCAGAACCAGAACCAGAACCAGAACCAGAACCAGAACUUCAACCAGCAGCAGCAGUACGGCCAACAGCAGAACCCGAAUAUGAUGAAUCAACAACAACCUACUGCGGACAUGUCUGAGCAGAGUGUGACUUCUGGUGGCCGUCGUGGUUCGCCUAGCUAUGAGCCAAUGGACGGUGGAAGCGUCGACGCCACGAAGACACCACGUGACCAAGACACGACGGAGAAGGGCCCCGAUACUACUACUAAUGAUACAGCUAACACUAACGAGACAGCUGCCGAGACUGACGAGCCGAAAAUGAAUGGAGAAGAGCAGAAUGAGCACUCUGCGGAGGUCGGAGAAGAUGACCAGGGUACAGCUCAGGUUGGUGCGCCAGAAGAACAAGCCAAUGGCGAUGCGUCAUUGCAGCAGAAUGGGUACGCCGACGAAUCGAUGUCGUUGAAUGGCAUGGACGCCUCUCACCAGGACCAAGCCUACGAAAACCAGCAGAACUACAACCAAAAUUCCACGUUCGGCCCUCGUGGUCGUGGUAAUUCCUUCCGCGGCCGAGGUGGCUUCAGAGGUGGUCGAGGAGGCUUCAAUGCUAUGCAAAGCGAGGCAACAGACCUCACUCCCACACCCGCGCCUCCUGUCAAUGCGCCGUCAGGUCCUAAAGCUAUGCGUGAGGGUCGACCUAACACGGGAUUCUUCGCUGCGAGGCAACAACAACAACAACAACAACAACAACAGCAACAGCAAGCCGCGGCUCUGGCUGCGCAACAAGCACAGGCGAGACAGACACCGUCGGUCGCGGCGAAGGAUGAGAAAGACUAUCGUGAGACGGAGUACGAUCAUCGCUCACGCUCGCGCUCGAGAUCGAGGGACAAGCAUCGUAGUUCUCGGCGUCAUAGGCAUCGAGAUGGGGACGAUGAGUACGAGACUGAAGAGCAACGUCGGCAUCGCAAGGACAAGGAGAGGGAGCGUCGACGUAAGGAUAAGCGUGACCGGGAGAGCAAGUACGACGAUGACGAGGAAGGCGAUCGGUCCAGUCGUCGCGGCGAUGGCAGAUCGAGAGAUGAAUCGAGGGAUGAUGAAGGUGAUAGGCGCGAAUCGAAAUCUCAUCGUGAUCGUGACGGGCGUAAGAGACGUCAUCGGUCGCGCUCGAGGUCGCCGGAGAAGGCUGUGGCUGGCGAAGAUGCUGGCUCGAGGCGGAAAAGCAAGAGCGAUCGUGGUGGGGGGAGUGGAAGAUAUGACGAUGAAGACAGUAGUCGGUCGCGCAAACACUCCUCGCGUCGAGAGGAGGGGUCCUCGCAUCGUCAUUCCCGCGAGAACGGCGCUCGGAACGGUAGUAGUAGGAGAGAAAGCGGGAUGAAAUCUGUCAUUGAGCCCGAGAGCGACGAAGUGGGGUUCAAGAUCAAGGGUUCCACUACGAACAACAACAAAUCUGCCGCCAUGCCACCGCCUUCUGGUCGUCGUGGUGGCGGACAUCAUGAUCGUCGGUCCAGCACGACGGAUUCCUCGGCCCCUGGUCUGCCGACUCCGGGCUCCAAUGAUCCGUAUGCUGAGGAGCGGGAGAAGAGGACUGCUGAGCGGGUCGCCAAGGAGCAAUCGCGGCGGUCUGGUGGUGGUGGUGGUGGUGGUGGUGGGAGUGGGAGUUCGUUGGGCAAGCGUAUGUCUAGGGAUGGGGAGGAGGAUGGAGGAGGUGAAGGUGGUGGGCAUGGGAGUGGUGGGUCGAGUAAGAAGGGGCGGAAGGAGAGGAAGGCGAGUGUGAGGUAUGAGGACGAGUUGGAUGGGUAUCAUCGUUGA
Recurvomyces mirabilis is the source of this 2997-nucleotide messenger RNA. RefSeq lists its product as uncharacterized. Bases 1 to 2997 code for a protein of 998 amino acids. The record is from RefSeq and is a predicted model, not a curated record. Gene Ontology annotation, molecular function: ubiquitin-protein transferase activity; nucleosome binding. The transcript is spliced from 5 exons. Lineage: Eukaryota; Fungi; Ascomycota; Dothideomycetes; Mycosphaerellales; Teratosphaeriaceae. Gene Ontology annotation, biological process: double-strand break repair. Gene Ontology annotation, cellular component: nucleus; site of double-strand break.